AUGAUAGUUUUUGUGUUUUUUCUGACUGUUCUGAUAGUCUUUUUAGUUCAGAGUUAUUUUCAGCAUAAGAAAUUUUAUAAAUUUUCUGAAAAUAUUCCAUCGCCACCAUCUUUCGGAUUACUCGGUCACGCACCAUAUUUUUUGGGAAAAAAUGAACAAGGUCGUCUUGAAAUGCUCCAUCAACUAUGUCUGGAGCAAAAGACAUAUACAAAAUUAUGGUUGGGUCCAGCAAUCAUGUGGAUGAUCGUCAAUGACCCAAAAACCAUCCAAAAAAUUCUCUUGUCACCAGUGUGUCUGGAAAAGCCGUUCUUUUACAAGUUCUUACGAUUGGAAAAUGGAUUAAUAUCCGCUAAAUAUGAUGUAUGGAAAAUCCACCGAAAAGCCCUCAACUAUUCAUUUAAUCUUCGAAUUCUUCAAACUUUCAUUCCAAUUUUCGUUGACAAUGCUCAAAAACUUAUCAACGAUAUCUCAGUAAAUCUUGGAAAAAAGAAACAAUUUGACUUGCUGCCCUAUGCCACAAAAACAGCUCUCAACAUGAUAUGCGGUACUUCAUUCGGGUUAGACAUUAAAAAUGUUGACAGUUCACUGAUUGGAGACGAUGUUUUUCAUGCACUGGAGAAACUUAACAAAAUCAUUUCCGCAAGAAGUCACUCAUUUUUAUUGUACUCGGAGCCAAUUUACAGAAUGACAAACUAUUACCGUGAUGAAAUGCAAGUCCGAAAAGUUUGCUACUCAUCAGCUGAUCGCCUCAUUACAGCAAAGCGCGAGACUCUCUCACCUGACUUUGAUUUCAACGCUAAUAGUGAUCUAAUUGAGAAGCAUGUUAUACAGAAAUAUAUGAACAAAGAGAAGAGCGUUGAUGAUGACAUGCCAACAAGAAAGAUUUUUAUCGAUCAUGUAAUUUGUAAUGAUACAAAAUUCACUGAUUCUGAAAUUCGUGACCAUGUUUAUACGGUUGUUGCUGCUGGAAGUGAAACUACAGCUUUACAAAGUUCUCAUACUAUCAUGCUACUCGCUACUCACCCAGAAAUUCAAGAACGCGUUGUUGCUGAGAUAAAAGAAGUCUUUUAUUCUGAUGAAGUUGAGAUGAGUUAUGAUAAUCUUGUAAAAUUGGAAUAUCUUGAGAGGGUUAUAAAAGAAUCACUUCGACUGUGUCCAGUUGUUCCAAUAAUUGGAAGAGAAACUCAAGCUACAAUGAAACUCGAUGAAUUUGAAAUACCAGCUGGAAUCACAUUUAUCAUCAAUUUCUACACGUUACAUCGACGACCUGAUAUUUGGGGAGAUGAUGCUGAAGAAUUCAAUCCGGAUCAUUUCUUGCCUGAACAUGUUGAAAAGAGACAUCCAUACAGUUUCCUUCCAUUCAGUGGUGGACAACGUAAUUGUAUUGGUUAUCGCUAUGCAAUGAUUGCAUUGAAAGUUCUCCUCGUUUACUUGCUGAGAAAAUACAAAUUUUCAACAACAAUGACAUACAAAGAUUUGCGUUUCCGUACCGACAUCAACCUUAAGUUAUGUACAGAACAUUCAGUCAGCAUUGAGCUGAGGCAGUAA
Molecule: messenger RNA, 1548 nt
Organism: Chironomus riparius
Lineage: Eukaryota; Metazoa; Arthropoda; Insecta; Diptera; Chironomidae
Source: the annotation of a GenBank genome assembly